Messenger RNA from Carassius auratus (goldfish), 6737 nucleotides. Its product is annotated as receptor tyrosine-protein kinase erbB-4-like. The coding region runs from base 1 to 4335 and encodes 1444 amino acids. Gene Ontology annotation, biological process: protein phosphorylation; multicellular organism development; cell surface receptor protein tyrosine kinase signaling pathway. The record is from RefSeq and is a predicted model, not a curated record. The transcript has 28 exons. Gene Ontology annotation, molecular function: transmembrane receptor protein tyrosine kinase activity; ATP binding; epidermal growth factor receptor binding. NCBI's taxonomy places the organism in Eukaryota, Metazoa, Chordata, Actinopteri, Cypriniformes, Cyprinidae. Gene Ontology annotation, cellular component: signaling receptor complex; basal plasma membrane; plasma membrane.
AUGGGAAGAUCGAGUGAUCUGAGCGUGCCAGUACCUGGCUUUGUUGUCUUUAGACCGCAUUUAAGGCACCACAAGACCAAGGAAACCAUCUUUGUCAUCAAGGUGACUGUGCAAGACCAAGCCUUCCACAAUACUGUGAAGGACAGCCGUGGUCUGAUCAAUCUUUCUUUUAUCUCCUCUAUAGUGUGUCCUGGCACUGAUAACAAGCUCAGCACACUGUCAGAUUUGGACCAGCAGUACAAAACUCUUCGCAAGUUCUACGAGAACUGUGAGGUGGUCAUGGGUAAUCUGGAGAUCACCAGUAUUGAAAGAAACCGCAACCUGUCUUUCCUCAGGUCCAUCCGUGAGGUGACGGGUUACGUGUUGGUGGCUCUGAAUCAGUUCGACUAUCUUCCUCUGGAGAACCUGCGGAUCAUCCGUGGCACUAAACUGUAUGAAGGACGCUACGCUCUGGCCAUCUUCCUCAACUACAGACGAGAUGCCCACUUUGGCCUUAGACAACUCGGCCUCAAGAACCUGACAGAAAUCUUGAAUGGAGGUGUGUAUGUGGAUCAGAACAGGUUCUUGUGCCAUGCUGACACCAUCCACUGGAAUGACAUCAUCAAGAACCCACGUUCCGAACUUCUGGUGGUUCCUUCCAACAACAGUGGCAACUCAUGCAGACGGUGUCACAGAUCUUGUAAUGGACGUUGCUGGGGUCACCAGGAAGACCAGUGCCAAAGCUUGACAAAAACGGUGUGUGCAGAGCAGUGUGAUGGACGCUGUUUUGGGCCGUACGUCAGUAACUGCUGCCACCGUGAAUGUGCAGGAGGCUGUUUUGGACCCAAAGAUACAGACUGCUUCGCUUGUACCAACUUUAAUGACAGUGGGGCCUGUGUGACACAAUGUCCUCAGCCAUUCGUCUACAAUCCAACAACCUUCCAGCUCGAACACAAUCCCAACGCCAAAUACACCUAUGGAGCUUUCUGUGUCAAGAAAUGCCCACAUAACUUCGUGGUGGAUCACAGCUCUUGUGUCAGAGCCUGUCCGAGCAACAAGAUGGAGGUGGAGGAAAACAACAUCAAGAUGUGCGUCCCGUGCACUGACAUCUGCCCGAAAGUGUGUGAUGGUAUAGGUACCGGCAGUCUUCAAACGGCUCAAACUGUAGAUUCCAGCAACAUUGAUAAGUUUGUCAAUUGCACCAAGAUCAAUGGCAACCUCAUCUUCCUCAUCACAGGCAUCAAAGGGGACAUGUUUCAUGGUAUAAAAGCUCUGGACCCUGAUCGGUUAAAUGUAUUCCGCACUGUCAGAGAAAUCACAGGUUUCUUGAACAUCCAGUCUUGGCCAGAAAACAUGACAGAUCUUGGUGUUUUUUCAAACCUUGCCACCAUUGGAGGACGCUCUCUUUAUAGUGGUAUUUCUCUGCUGAUCCUAAAACAGCGCUGGAUCUCUGCGCUGAAGUUCCAGUCUUUGAGAGAGAUCAGCGCCGGUAACGUCUACAUGACCAACAACAGCCAGCUCUGCUUCUACAACACAGUGAACUGGACCAGUCUGUUCCACACCAGCACCCAGAGAGCUCUGAUCAAGAACAACAGGGACCCCAGAGAGUGUACUAACGAACAAAUGGUUUGUGAUCCGUUGUGUUCAGAGGGAGGAUGCUGGGGUCCCGGUCCAGACCAAUGUCUCUCAUGCAAAUACUUUAGCCGAGGAAGGACAUGUGUCAAGUCCUGUAAUUUAUAUAAUGGGGAUGUUCGAGAGUACGCCAAUGGCUCGGUUUGUGUUGAGUGUGACAGCCAGUGUGAAAAAGCCGGAGAGAAAAGUUUGACCUGCCAUGGCCCGGGGCCAGAUCACUGUCUGAAGUGCUUGCAUCUCAAAGACGGACCCAACUGCGUAGAGAAAUGCCCUGAUGGUCUGCAGGGAGCAAACAGCUUCAUCUUCAAAUAUGCUGAGACCAACAAUGAGUGCCAUCCCUGCCACCCCAAUUGCACCCAGGGUUGUAGUGGACCCCGAGUACAAGAUUGUGCUGGCAUGUUGGACAGGACUCCUCUGAUUGCAGCUGGGUUAAUCGGGGGUCUCUUUGUGAUGGUCAUCAUAGCUCUGGGUGUGGCCGUUUACAUCCGCAGAAAGAGCAUUAAGAAAAAGAGAGCUUUACGUCGUUUCCUGGAGACUGAGUUGGUGGAGCCAUUGACGCCCAGUGGUACCGCGCCAAACCAAGCCAAGCUGCGUAUAUUGAAGGAAACUGAACUUAAGAGAGUCAAGAUUCUGGGAACUGGAGCCUUUGGCAUGGUCUAUAAGGGAAUCUGGGUUCCAGAAGGGGAAACUGUGAAGAUUCCAGUGGCUAUAAAGAUACUCAAUGAAAGUACAGGACCUAAAGCCAAUGUGGAGUUUAUGGAUGAAGCACUGAUCAUGGCCAGCAUGGAGCAUCCUCAUCUAGUGCGUCUUUUGGGGGUCUGCUUGAGUCCCACUAUUCAGCUGGUAACUCAGCUCAUGCCCCAUGGCUGCUUGCUGGACUACGUACAUGAACACCAGGAGAACAUCGGCUCCCAGCUGCUGCUCAACUGGUGCGUGCAGAUCGCAAAGGGUAUGAUGUACCUGGAGGAGAGGCGGCUGGUGCACAGGGACCUCGCGGCCCGUAAUGUCCUGGUAAAAUCUCCAAACCACAUCAAGAUCACUGAUUUUGGACUUGCUCGACUGCUGGAUGUUGAUGAAAAGGAGUAUAAUUCCGAUGGAGGCAAGAUGCCCAUCAAGUGGAUGGCCCUGGAGUGCAUUCAUUACAGGAAGUUCACACAUCAGAGUGAUGUAUGGAGUUAUGGGGUGACUAUCUGGGAGCUGAUGACUUUUGGAGGAAAGCCCUAUGAUGGGAUUCCCACACGUGAGAUUCCAGACAUCUUGGAGAAGGGCGAACGUUUGCCCCAGCCACCCAUCUGCACCAUAGAUGUCUAUAUGGUGAUGGUGAAAUGCUGGAUGAUUGAUGCUGACAGUCGGCCUCGUUUUAAAGAACUUGCUGCAGAGUUCAGCCGCAUGGCACGAGACCCUCAGAGAUACCUCGUCAUACAGGGGGAUGACCGCAUGAAACUGCCCAGCCCCAACCACAGUAAAUUCUUCCAGAAUAUUCUGGACGAGGAGGAGCUGGAUGACCUGAUGGACGCUGAGGAGUACUUGGUUCCUCAGACCUUUAAUAUCACUACCUCUUCACACACAUCAAGACCACCAAUGGAUACCAGUAAGACACAAUUGAGGUGUCAUGAGAGAGUUUUUAGCCCAGAAGACAGGAUGGGGGCUUGUUCCCGUGAAACUUCUGGAUCAGUGAGUGGCAUAUUCCUCCCUGGUAGCACACAAGGUAUGGGUCUUGACACCCUUGAGGAACAACAGUGUAAUGGGAGUUUGAAGAAACAGCCCGUGUCCAGCUCAGGAGACGACUGCGAUGGCCAACGCUAUAGCGCUGACCCAACUGUCUUUCUCGGAGAUAGGAAUCCAAAGACCACUGAUGGAGAUGGGUACAUGAGCCCUAUGAACAAGUCAUCCUCAGACCAUCUUAGUCCUGUUGAGGAGAAUCCUUUUGUAAACCAACGGAAAAAUGAAAAUAUUAAUGCACUGGACAACCCGGGUUACCACAGCACCCCUGAUAGGAAACCCAAUGGAGAAGAUGAGUAUAUCAACGAACCCCUUUACCUAAACACAUACAAUAACAUUAGUGGUACAAACCCACUGCGGAUGACAACAGCAGCCAACACCGCAAGUAGCCACGUUAUCCUCUCAACACAAACUGGGAAAGCCCACCACCAUGGCCAGGGAACACAUGUUCAUUUCGCCGUUCCACCUGUUCAACCCCCCCAAACCAGAUCGAUGAGCCAAAAUGGCCAGCAUUCCCAGUCGCAACAUGGUGCUGAAUCCAAUUCCUCUAGCAUGUCUGGCAAUCCCUCCUUGUUAACCCAAAUCUCCCUUGUCAGCCAACAGAUCCAACCUUGUCUUGCAAGUCAGUCUGGCUCUUCAACCCAUUUGGCUCAAGCAGUAAAAUCUGCAGUCACUAGUAAAAGUAUAUCCGGCCUUCCCGGCCACCUUGUCUAUCCAGGUAACAUGCUUCAAGCAGGUCAUACUGGGACUGUAAUGGUCGACAGGAAGUCACAGAAGAACUUUGAUUAUCCUGACUACUGGCAGCAUAGUCUACCACCCAAAGUGACUCAGCCAAACCCUCAAGACCCAACGCAAGUGUGCAAAAGCAAACCUCUCUACAGCCACAGCAUCCGAAGUCGCAUCGCCGUGGCUGACAGCCCUGAGUAUCUUUCUGAGUUUAACAAGAGACCGGGAACAGUUCUGCCGCCUCCACCGUACCGGCAUAGGAAUACGGUAGUGUAACAACGCAGUUCUAGAGAGCCAGAUUCUCCUACCAGCACAGUACUUCAGGAAUUAAGGAUGGAGACUUAUUGGAUGUUAAAGAAAACUGAUCAACCAAAGUGCCUCUGGACUAUUCCGAAAUCUAUUCCAUCUUUUCUAUUCCAAUAAAUAAGAAUGUAACCAGAUAUACACCAGAUAAUUUAACCAAAAAAUGAACAUCCUGUCACCAUCUAUUCUGUCAUGUCGCUCCAAACAUACUUAUGUUCAAUCCCAAAUUAGGAUAUUUUUAAUGAAAACUGAGUGUUUUGUUUUCCUUCCACUGAAAGUCCCAAAAAAAAAAAAAAAAAAAAAUAGUUACAGCCAAAUGUAUUACUUUUUCUUACUUUCCUAAAGACAACACUUUACAUUCCUAACAAGUAAAAUUAUUAUUAUAAACACCAUAUACAUUCUGUUUAAUUUAGUUUACUUACUUUAAAUAAAGAUAUCUUCAGAAGACAUUUAUUGUAAUGUCUCUUUAAAAUAUGCACAGAAACACAGAAGAAAAUAUUAAAAUCCACAAACAUUUCUGCAGUCAGUAAAGCUAGCUAAUAUGUAUUCUGCACAUUGACACAUUGAUGUACUAUCUAGGCUAAAUAGUUUAUUUUGUAUCUUUGGGGAUAGUUAUUUGCUUUUAGCCAAACCAGAACUGGAAACCAUCGAUUAGGUCCAAUAUAAAAAUACAAACACAGUAAUUUCACUUUUCCAGUGUACACCAGUGUUACACUCUGGCAUUUAAAAAUGUUCAUUUAGACAUCAUAAAAUGUGCUUGCUUGACUAAUGAGGUUCGUUGAGCUUCUAUUUGUCACAUUUGAUGUGCUGUAUUUAUGUGCAUUGACCUCUGUUUAUAUGUGAAUAAAAGUCUAAAUGAAACCAUGUCAUGAAGUAUUUAAGUCUUUUCAGAAGAAUUGGCUUAAACCACUCAAUUCAUUUGGAUUUCUUUUUUACGAUCUCUAAGUUUUGAUGGAAAUAACUUUCAAUGGAGGGACAAAAAUCUCUCAGGUUUCAUUUAAAAUAUGUUAAUAUGUGAUUUAAGAAGGUUUGGAAGGGCAUGAGGGUGAGUGAAUGAUGAAAGAAUUUUAUUUUUGUGCAAACGGACUCUUUACUUCUCACCUGUGUCUCCUACAGUUAGGACAUUCAUCGUGAGAUCGUGGGAAUUGGUGUUCAACUUGACUAAAAGGGAAAACAAUGGGGAAAACACUUGCUCUUGUACCUUUUUUUUUUUUUGGUAAAAGGCAAUUUAGUUUAUUAUGGUUUAUUUCCAUAACUUCUUCACGUUGUUUAAACUUACCAGUUUCCCUCAGUUUUUUACUCGUAUAUAGAAAAUAUAAAAUCUGAUACAGGCAGAGAAAGAGCACACGGAGCAGCCAUACAGCUUCUUGAGCAAACGGGAAAUGAGUGCCUUCCUCAGUGUCACAAAAGAAUCGGUGGACGUGCCAGUGGUGUGAUGUGACCUGGAAUCUUUAACUGCUGUAGAUAUAAGUGAAACCAAUUUGAAUAUUUACUACUGAGCCACCCAUGUUCAAAUAGACUCACCCAGAGCCGGGAACAAUGUAUUGAACAUGUUGUAUUUAAUUCAUCUAGUAAUGAACUUAAUGUCAAUAUUGAUAUUCUGGAAGGCAAUAUUACAGGUGAUGGAGGACACACUACUACUGGUCUCCAAUGGAGAAUUUUUCAGUGUACUCAGACAGAAAAUACUUUUUUCUGAAAUGUAUCUUGCUCUCAGUGAGAGUGUGACUGUAUUGUGGCCAGGGAGAAACUGUGCAUAUGUUUUAGAAACUGUAAUGGACAUUUGUCAUUACUCAUGUCAGUGUCAUGGCAGAUAAGUUUGGUCCUAUAUGUACCAUGCUAAAACUAUGUGACUGGUUUGCCUCUGAUUGAACAGCUAUGGGAGAUGUAUCUACAUUUGUUGGGCUUUUCUGUUAUAUUUUUCUUUCCUUUUUUAUUCUUUCUUUGUACUUUUGUUCGUUUUGGGGCUAUUCCAAAAGAUGCAUCUCAUCCCUGUUGUAAUUCUAUUUGAUGGAAUGACACAAUAAAGGUCUUGUUUGAGAUUUUGAACUUGUUCUUACAUUUCUAGUGUCUGAGAUGACUGAGAUGAUAAGGGUCUUUUGUUGUUGUAUGGUACAAGCCCAAGCUUGUUCACUACACUUUUCAGGUAUUAUCCAUCAUAUCUGAACUUGCUCUUACAAACAAGUAAUGUGGUGCUAUUGGAUCUCGCCAACCUCCCUUUCUUUGCCAGCAAGUAAGAUGUGUACUUUUGCUGCUUCAGCUACUCUGCAAAAGACAAAGAACUAGUUUUAAGGAGGUAGAGUAUUUUAGCUAACUGAUCUCUGUGCACGGAAACUUUAUUCCAGGCAGAGGCAGUAAAUGAAUCAAACCAUCAGCAC